GGAUUGGCCAGGUUCAGUCUACAUUCGACCGUUUAAACUGGAACUUGAUUGAUCUCAUCAGUACUGUGUGCUGAAUUCUGGUGCAACUCCCUGGGAGUUCGCGAAAGAGUGUUGUGAAAUAACUUUUCUCCUCAAGCAAAUCAAACGCUCCAUUGUCAAAAUGGUGAAGCUGUUGAUGCGGGCGGAUACCCACGUAUCCUUCACGGUUCCCGCGGAGGAUCCGGUGGCAAAGUGCACAUUUUCUCAGGUCCUGGCAGCGUUAUCGGUUUCGUUGGGCUCCAUGGUUGUAGGAUUUUCAUCGGCUUACACAUCACCGGCACUGGUUUCGAUGAUGAAUCAAAACAUCACAUCGUUCGAGGUUACAGAACAAUCGGGUUCAUGGGUUGGCGGAAUUAUGCCCCUCGCCGGUCUUGCCGGUGGUAUUAUUGGUGGACCGCUGAUCGAAUACCUCGGUAGAAAAAAUACAAUUCUUGCCACGGCUACACCGUUCAUCGUGUCGUGGCUUCUGAUCGCAAACGCCUCUCACGUGGCCAUGGUUUUAGUUGGUCGUGCCUUGUCAGGAUUUUCAGUUGGUGUCGCUUCGUUGUCUUUGCCAGUAUAUCUCGGAGAAACCGUACAGCCAGAAGUCCGAGGAACGUUAGGAUUGCUCCCGACUGCGUUUGGUAACAUCGGUAUUUUGUUAUGUUUCGUAGCCGGGAAGUACAUGGACUGGUCUCAGCUGGCAUUCCUCGGAUCGGCUUUGCCAAUUCCGUUCCUGUUGCUGAUGUUCCUCAUUCCGGAAACGCCCAGAUGGUAUGUUUCACGGGGUAGAGAUGAUCGUGCCAGGAAAGCUCUGCAGUGGCUUCGAGGCAAGAAAGCGGACGUUGAUCCCGAGCUGAAGGGUAUCAUCAAAUCUCACCAAGACGCCGAACGACAUGCUUCUAAGAGCGCCAUGUUGGAUCUUCUGAAGAAAUCGAACCUUAAGCCAUUGAUGAUUUCGCUCGGAUUGAUGUUCUUCCAACAGUUGUCAGGUAUCAACGCUGUUAUCUUCUACACGGUGCAGAUCUUCCGUGAUGCCGGAUCCACAAUCGAUGAGAAUUUGUGUACCAUCAUUGUCGGUGUGGUGAACUUUAUUGCCACCUUCAUUGCAACGAUGCUGAUUGAUAGACUGGGUCGCAAAAUGUUGCUGUACAUCUCAGACGUAGCUAUGAUAAUCACCCUUAUGACGCUUGGUGGCUUCUUCUACGUGAAAGCGAAUGGGCAUGAUGUGUCCCAUGUCGGUUGGCUGCCACUGGCUUCGUUUGUCAUCUUCGUGCUAGGUUUCUCACUAGGGUUCGGUCCUAUUCCUUGGCUGAUGAUGGGUGAGAUCUUGCCCGGAAAAAUCCGAGGUUCAGCUGCUUCCGUUGCGACUGCAUUCAACUGGUCCUGCACGUUUGUCGUCACAAAAACUUUCCAAGAUAUCAUCAGUUCCAUCGGAUCAGCCGGUGCCUUCUGGAUGUUCGGAUCGGUGUGCGUGGUCGGUUUGGUGUUUGUGAUAGCAUACGUUCCGGAAACGCAGGGUAAAUCCCUGGAGGACAUUGAGCGCAAGAUGAUGGGUCGCGUGAGAAGGAUGAGCUCGGUGGCCAACAUCAAACCGCUGUCGUUCAACAUGUAAAAGCAGUGCAAGGAGGUCGUCAAGGCCAUCGUGCCGCAACCAUCGGAUUGUUAACAGCUUUGAAAAAAGCAAAUACUUUCAUCAGGAACGUACAAACCUCCUCCGUGAACCUCAACAGAUGUUUCCAGCUAAAAGUAGAAACUCUGUUCAACAGUUGUUCGGGAAACAAAACUUAGGAACAAAAACGAGGACUGUACUCGAAAGAAUGCAACACUUUCUUGUUGUUGUGAAAAACUUUUGACUGCGUUAAUGAGAUAUUAUGGAAUUUUCCUUAAAACUAGCAAGUGCAGCAUUUGCUGAAAAUUUAUCGAGUGAUCAUAGAGAUAACUUUUUAACGACCGAUGAGGAAUAAGCCCCUAGAAACAGCUGCUGCACUUCCGCAGCUUUAAAAAAAUUGAUAAUUUGUUUAAGUCGAAUCUCACAUGCGAUCAAAAGAUUUCUCAAAGAAUACAUCGAAUACAGCACUUUUUUGAGUACAGUUCUUCCAAUAGGAAAAAGGUUCGAGAAUUGAUUCGAACUUUUGUUCCGAAUUCAGGACUAUACUAAAGAAUGUUCUGAUUUGCUACCAGAAGAUAGUAGGUGCCAAUAGCUAUGAGAUUUAAUGUGAUAUGAAUUUAGAAAAACAUACAAAAAUGAGAAAUGUCCUCCUAGAGGGUAGGUUUGUUAUACAGAAUCUUUUACUGCAAGAAUCGAAACAGUUUGCCUCAAUAGCAUACACUGUUACUAUUUAGAGUAGUUUCAAACUGCUGGCCAUCGUUCGGCAAUUCAAACCCAAAAAUCGUUGCAGGAAUAAAGCUAACAGCAACAAAAAAGUCAUUUUACUUCUUGUGCCUACUGAUGUUACUGAUAAGACACGAUAAGAGCCCUACGUUUGCCAGCAACUCCUCUAACAGGCAGCUAACUAACCGGACGCUAGUGAAAUCAAUGUAAAUAUAUUAUAUUCUUAGGCUUUGUUAAGCGACGCCAACGCAGUUAAUAAGUUCCUUCCGUCUGUACAGAAAACAGAAAACAGUAAACCAAUUAUGAUCAUGCUGGAUAUACAUAGAUUUCGUAGUGUAGGAAAAUGCCGAACAAUCAGGGCAAGGACAUUUGUACUUUCAACUUCGAAUCGUAUCGGCCAAAAUGCUAGACAUGACAGAUUGAAAUAGAGGUGAACCGAUUGAAAAUGCCAAAAAUUAGUUAUUAACGAUUAAAGUUUAGAAAAGUGUAUUUUAUUAAAUUAACAAUAGGUGACAAAUAAUAAAAAGGGACACUCACAAAAAAAAUGAAAGACGAUUAUUAUGAUUCUAAUUUUUUCCUCAAAUAAGAUGUUAAUUGUGCUAACCUCACAGUUUGAAAUGUAAUGAGAUUUGAUAGCAAGGUUAAAUUUUAUUUCAUAUACAGAUUCGCUAUCUGUUAUAUUUUAUAAAAAUAUGAAUUUCAGCAAUUUACAAUGUAGUUUAAUUAAUCAGCAGCCAGCAGGAAUCUAGCGAUUUGUGUCGGACAUUAGCAUAUAAAUAAAUGUAAUCAAUAUUCAAUGUGCGAUCAUAUUAAAAAUAAACUAUAAUUUAUAUAAGUA
Uranotaenia lowii is the source of this 3191-nucleotide messenger RNA. RefSeq names its product facilitated trehalose transporter Tret1. Gene Ontology annotation, biological process: transmembrane transport; carbohydrate transport. Gene Ontology annotation, molecular function: sugar transmembrane transporter activity. The coding region runs from base 161 to 1633 and encodes 490 amino acids. NCBI's taxonomy places the organism in Eukaryota, Metazoa, Arthropoda, Insecta, Diptera, Culicidae. Gene Ontology annotation, cellular component: membrane. The record is from RefSeq and is a predicted model, not a curated record. The transcript is spliced from 6 exons.